Messenger RNA from Acanthoscelides obtectus, 324 nucleotides. NCBI's taxonomy places the organism in Eukaryota, Metazoa, Arthropoda, Insecta, Coleoptera, Chrysomelidae. The record is from the annotation of a GenBank genome assembly.
AUGACUAGCAGCAAUGAUCUAAGUAAUACAGAGCUGCUCUCUAAAUUAGUGGAAUUAAUAAAAAAAGAGAGCAACAGUGUUAAAAGUGAAAUCAAGCAAGAGAUCCAAGAAAUAAAACUAGAGAACGCGAAAAUUUUGUAUCUUGUAAAACAGCAAGACGAAAAGCUCGAAUUACUGGAAAAAUCAUACAAAAAACUGGAGCAACAGAAUUUACAAUUAGAAAGAGCCGUCCGGAAAAAUAAUAUACUCGUAUUUGGACUGGAAGUUGAUAGCAAAACUGCUAAUCUAGCAGAUAUAGCAACAGGGAAAUUAAACGACCUUUAG